UACCUUGGACAAGAUCUAGUGGGCAAGGCAGUUUGAUGUCAUGAGAUAAGUUUUUGUUGUUAUCGUAAAUAAUUUAUACGUUUUCUAUGAAAAUUUGGGGCUAAAUAAUAUUUUACCGGUCGUCAGGCAUUCUAAAAUAUAUUUUCUGCAAUCAGAUCUCCUAUUAAUCAGUCGAUUAACUCGAUUCGAAAGCCAUCCGGUCCGGUUCGGUCCAUUUGUUAGGCAACGGCAACGGCGGCGGCGAGUUCAACCACCGACGCUGCGGCGAGCACAAGGCGGUGCAGUUAUCCUUCGCAGUCUCCCCUUCCUCUUCCCUCCCUCCUCUCUCUCUCCGAUCGCUUCUCUUCCUCCUCAGCCGAUGCGUUCGAACAAUUAGGGUUCGCCGAUGACGAAUGCUUUCCGCCGGCUGCUCCUCAAUCACCGCCGCUGGAGACAUCUCCCCUCGCCUCAUCUUUGUCGUCGGCCCGAUUCCUCAGACUGCUCGCUGAUUAGACCCUCAGAUGGCCUCCGGAUCGGGAGUUCACGGCCGUUUCUUCUGAUUCGGCAGUUUUCCACUGGCUUCACGAGUGUCCAUGGGGAGAGGCCGUCGGCGGAGUACGCCAAGCGGCGUAAGGAGUCGUUGGAGACGGAGUUUGGGCACAUCCUCGGAGCCCACCGAUCCGAGUCCUGGUUUUCGUAUCAUCGGUUUGGUCCCUUCUUGGCGCUGUAUAGAGCGGCGAUCAUUUCCUUUUACCUGGCCAAACUGACCGUAUGGCAUUUCUUUGUCCGAGAUAUAAGGAAGCGAGCUGUCAAGUUUAGGGAGGCUCUCAUUAACUUAGGCCCUUUCUAUAUCAAGCUUGGGCAAGCACUUAGCACACGCUCUGAUAUAUUACCCAGUUCUUAUUGUCAAGAGCUUUCCAAGCUACAGGAUCAAAUACCGCCAUAUUCUACUAUUGAUGCAAUCAAGUCUAUUGAAUCUCAGUUGGGACUUCCAAUUAAUCAAACCUUUGCAGAUAUAAGUCCAAAACCAAUUGCAGCAGCAUCCUUGGGCCAAGUUUAUAAAGCUCAUCUACAUUCUGGGGAGCUUGUGGCUGUCAAAGUACAAAGACCUGGCAUGAGUUUCUUUCUGACCCUUGAUGCGCUAUUGUUUCAUAUGAUUGGGGGGCAAUUGAAACGUUUUGCAAAGGCUCGCAAAGAUCUCUUGGUAGCUGUCAAUGAGAUGGUUAGACACAUGUUUGAUGAAAUUGAUUACAUCCUGGAAGCACAAAAUGCGGAAAGAUUUGCUUCCCUCUAUGCAUCAAAAUCCAUCAAAGUUCCUAAGAUCUACUGGAAUUUCACACGGAAGGCUCUGCUUACAAUGGAGUGGAUAGAUGGAAUCAAGCUGACAGAUGCUCAUCGUAUAAACAAAGCUAAUUUGAAUCGGAAACAGUUAAUCGAUCAAGGGCUUUAUUGUUCAUUGCGACAAUUGCUUGAAGAAGGAUACUUUCAUGCUGAUCCUCACCCUGGAAAUCUUGUGGUCACUGAGAGUGGAUCUCUAGCAUAUUUUGAUUUUGGUAUGAUGGGUGAAAUUCCCCGCCACUUCCGUGUAGGACUUAUCCAAGUGCUUGUACACUAUGUCAAUCGUGACUCAUCAGGCUUGGCAAAUGACUUCCUUUCCCUGGGAUUUAUUCCUGAUGGGACAGAUAUUCAGUCAGUUGCAGAUGCAUUGCAUGAAUCAUUUGGCGAGGAAGGAUCUAGGCAUUCAAAUGAUUUUCAGGGGAUAAUGGAUCAAUUAUAUGAUAUCAUGUAUGAGUUCGACUUCUCUUUGCCUCCUGAUUAUGCACUGGUUAUCAGGGCAUUGGGGUCCUUGGAAGGGACUGCUAAAGCAUUGGAUCCAAGUUUUAAAGUCGUCGAAAGUGCAUAUCCUUAUGUGAUAGGGAGACUUCUUGCAGACCCAAACCCUGAUAUGAGGAGAAUACUGAGGGAACUGCUUAUACGAAGCAAUGGCUCUAUUCGCUGGAAUCGGCUGGAGCGUCUGAUAGCAGCUAUCUCUGAACAAUCAUCUGACACAGAAAAUGAAGCCACUUUGUUGCGGAAAGGGUUUGACAUGCAUUCUGUGGUUGCUUCCACAGAGGAUUUGUUCAAUUUUGUGUUGUCAGAAAAAGGUUGGAGAGUUCGGGUUUUUCUGGUUCAAGAUAUUCUCAAAGCUGCAGACACUUUUAUUAAUGAAGCAGGGUUGCCAUGCAUGUUUGACAACCAAAAGACAAUGGAAAGUUCUGCGCUCGAGAAAGACACAUUAGCGACAAGAUUGGUCGAUGGGUUUUGCUCCCUGAGGCGAGCUAUUAGCUUGGCACCAGAAGCAUGGGGUGCCAUGUUUCUACGAACAUUAGCGAAAUCUAACACCCGCAGAUUUCUUCUAGACAUAUUUUCCUCAUUGGCAGUUCAUUUUGGCGACAAGAUACCAGAAACAUUUUUUCUUUGCAUAUCUAAAUUUAUUCAUUGGUUAGAGAAGGAAGAUUGUUGUCAAAGAGAUUCAUAACUUCUAGUUCUACUCAUUCAAUUUUCACCAGAGUACCUUUUUGUGUUCGUAUA
Molecule: messenger RNA, 2550 nt
Organism: Zingiber officinale
Lineage: Eukaryota; Viridiplantae; Streptophyta; Magnoliopsida; Zingiberales; Zingiberaceae
Exons: 14
Coding region: 386-2497 (703 amino acids)
Biological process (GO): protein phosphorylation
Molecular function (GO): protein kinase activity; ATP binding
Source: RefSeq, a predicted model, not a curated record